Lampris incognitus (smalleye Pacific opah) is the source of this 2112-nucleotide messenger RNA. Its product is annotated as cell surface glycoprotein MUC18-like. NCBI's taxonomy places the organism in Eukaryota, Metazoa, Chordata, Actinopteri, Lampriformes, Lampridae. Gene Ontology annotation, cellular component: plasma membrane. The coding region runs from base 1 to 2022 and encodes 673 amino acids. Gene Ontology annotation, biological process: angiogenesis. The transcript has 16 exons. The record is from RefSeq and is a predicted model, not a curated record.
AUGGAGGGAAUCAUGAAUGGAUCCAAUUUCAUCGUGGGCCGGCCGGAUGACUUGGUCUACCGUAUCCAGAGGAGCAAAAUGGCAAAAGCUAAAGUGGUCCAUCACGACAAGCUCAAGCCUUACCAUUCCAGGACUCCGCUUGAUAAAAAGCUGGGUCUUCUUAAGUGCCGACGAGUGGGCACCACUGGAGCUUCACCAAGCCAUAGCCAGCCUCCUGGCAGCCCUGCCUGGCCUCAGCUGGAUGAGGCCGGGGCUCAGGAUCCUGGUGGGGGACACGUCCAGUGUCUCCCUCCUACCUUCAGCCCACUUCAGAGACCCCGGAGGGUCCGCAGGGCCCCGGACAUGUUUGGUGACUGGUAUAUAAUCCUCCAGAGAUCUCCAGGUACCAGCACACGGCUAAGAAUUUUCUACGGCGACAACAGCCAGCAGAUGGUGGAUGUGGGCACAGAUUACAGCGGCCUCAUUAAGGUGACUUCUGACUGGCAGUGCACGGUACUACACAUCCAGGAUGUCCAGCUGCUGGAUGAGAGGGAGUUCUUCUGCCAAGUCAAUGGACUGGCUGCUGGCAACGCUGAGGGCAAGACUCACCUGAGAAUUUUUGGUGCUCCAAAGGCACCGCCGAUUGAACCUGUCCUUUCUGGAAUCUCUGUAACCAAUGAGAUGCCAUCUAAGGUCGCAUCAUGUGAGGUGCAGAACGGUUUCCCCAAGCCCAAUAUUACCUGGCACAGAAAUGGCAUACCACUAAUGCCUGCACAAGGACGUGUGAACGUGGUGACGCUGGUGACCCGGGAGUCCGGCUUCUACACUGUCCAGAGUGAGCUGCACUACAAAGUAACGAAGGAGGAUAAGGAUUCUCACUUUUCUUGCGAGGUCAGCUUUUUUGUCCCCGGAGCCAUCAGGACGGUCGAAUCAGUGGAAAUUAACAUCACCGUGCACUACCCUACGACCGUGGUUAAGCUUUGGAAAGACUCCCCCCAGGGCUUGGUCAAAGAGGGCGAUACGGUGGUGCUGCACUGCCAAGGCGAUGGCUUUCCCCCACCUCCCUUCAUUUUCCACAGAGAACAAGAGCCAGAAGUAGAGCUGGGCAGCAGCGGUGACACGUUAGUGCUUUCACAAGUGACCCGCAGACACAGCGGAGUUUACCAGUGUCAGCCUCUGCACACACACUCCUCCACCCAGGCCACCGGACAGCUGCAGCUCACUGUGCACUACCUGGACAAGGCCGUGGUGGUACCACAAGAUUCAGAGGUGAUGUUCAGAGGAGAGAGCCUGACAGCCACCUGCAACGCCCUGUCAUCACUGCACACCUCCACCACCUGGUUCAAGGAUGGAAAGCAGGUUGGCAGAGGGCACACGCUGUCCCUGCAGGAUGCCACCUAUGACACGAGUGGGGAGUACGUGUGCCACGUGACGGUUCCUUCGUUCCCUGCCCUGCGGACCACCAGCUCUGUCCACAUCAUCGUCCAAGGUGCUCCCCAGCUGAAUGAAGACAGGGAGGUGGAGAUAGAGGAGGCUACAGGGAGGCUGGUCAACUUAAGUUGUGAGGCCCAUGGCCACCCGCUGCCCACCAUCUCCUGGAACAUUGUUGGCAGUCAGAGGUGGCAUGAAGUGGUGAACAAGGCCAAUGAGCAUGUGACACAGAGCAUGGUGUCCGUCAAGGUGACCUCCGACAUCAGUGCUUUAUGCAACGCCUCCAAUGACAUGGGCGCCGAGAUCAAGACUUUCAACAUCAGGGCGAUUCCCAUGGUCACAUCAUCUUCUUCCUUCUCUGCUGCUGAGGGCAGUGGGGUGGUCAUUGUGGUGAUCAUUCUGUGCAUCCUGCUGCUGGCGAUUCUGGGGAGUGUUUUUUAUUUCUUCCACAAGAAAGGCAAAAUCCCGUGUGGACGCACAGGGAAGCAGGAGAUCACCGGUGAGAAAACCUCCACAGACAACAUAGUUGUGGAGCUGAAGGCCGGCACACACACGGAGGGGGCUGUUCUUCUGAAGGGCACCAGUGGAGUCAACAACGGCCCUAGUGAGUAGUACACGGAGCACCAGAAAUGAUGCAUACGGACAGCCCAGCUGUCAGACGGCCAGAUGAAGACCUUAGUGAGUUUGUGAGGGACCAGACAG